AUGAGUACUGUUUUAUUUUAUUUAUUUAUUUAUCUUACAGAUGUAUUAAUCUGUUGUCAAGCUGCAGUUUCAGAUCUACUGACUGAUCUGGGAUCAAAUGUGAUCAUAAACUGUGAUCUUGAUGAAAAUGAGGUUUAUUGGAUUUUACUGAAAACAGCAGAUCCUCCGACACUGAUUCUACGAACAUUUCCGACACCAAUACCUCCUCAUUACUAUAAUAAAACAUUCAGAAACAAAUAUUCAGUGCAGUUUAAACAUCGUCUGGUUAUUAAUAAUGUGACUGCUGAUGAAUUAGGAGUUUAUUACUGUAUGAACACACGCACUCCUCCAAAACUCAGUAACAGCACAAGAAUAUACUUCACCGAAACAUUUAAUCAAACUGAGUGUCACAAUCACACAGUUCUGCAGAUUAUUGAUCAGAAUCAAACACAGUGGAAGAUUAUUAGCAUCAUAUCUGCUCUGAUGAAUGGACUUCUGAUCAUUGUGGUGAUUGGUGAGUUACUUUCAGCCAUCUGUAAAAAUAUCACUAUGAUACUUUUUCUGUAUGCUAAGCUUCACCUCACGAUCACUAUUGCACAGACUCUGUCUCCAAAUGACAUCAUCAGGAACUCAGAGGGCACUUUAAGAUAA
Messenger RNA from Carassius gibelio (silver crucian carp), 630 nucleotides. RefSeq lists its product as uncharacterized. Bases 1 to 630 code for a protein of 209 amino acids. NCBI's taxonomy places the organism in Eukaryota, Metazoa, Chordata, Actinopteri, Cypriniformes, Cyprinidae. The transcript is spliced from 3 exons. The record is from RefSeq and is a predicted model, not a curated record.